Aspergillus oryzae RIB40 is the source of this 1284-nucleotide messenger RNA. Its product is annotated as small subunit rRNA maturation protein TSR4. The coding region runs from base 1 to 1284 and encodes 427 amino acids. Gene Ontology annotation, cellular component: cytoplasm. Lineage: Eukaryota; Fungi; Ascomycota; Eurotiomycetes; Eurotiales; Aspergillaceae. Gene Ontology annotation, biological process: maturation of SSU-rRNA. The record is from RefSeq and is a predicted model, not a curated record. The transcript has 2 exons.
AUGGAUCCUUAUGACAGCGACUCGUCGGGGUUUGAAGAUGAGGACCUCACGGAGACCAGUGUGCUUUUGGGAUACGCUUCGGAAGAACUGUUAGAUGAUUCAAUCAGUCACCUUGGAGGCUGGCCAACAUGGCUGGACGAUUCUACCCCGCCGCCAGGCGAGUUCGCCAAUUGCAAAGUUUGCAACAGUCCUAUGGUCCUCCUACUCGAAUUGCACGGUGACCUCCCCGAACACUUCCCGGAUAAUGAGCGACGACUGUAUAUCUUCGGCUGCCCCAGAAAACCCUGCAACCGCAAGCCCGGCAGUAUCAGAGCCUUGCGCGCUACACGGAAGUUGAAGAGCCAGCCAGCGCCCAAGAAGGAGGAAAAGCAAGAGCCAGAAAAGGAGAAAGAAGAGGAAAAGAAGCAGACUGAGGCUCCCAAGCCGGAUCUUGGAGCCAGUCUUUUCGGGGCGACCUCUCUCACUGGGAGCGUUUCUGCGAACCAGAACCCUUUCUCGACCAGUUCGUCCUCCGCACAAGCCAGCAACCCGUUUGCUGCCCCUCUCGCAGCCCCCCAACCGGCCAAACCAGCUGCCCCAUCGAACCCGUCCGGAAAUUCCCUUUCCGAAUCCUUUGCAGACAAAGUUCGAGUUUCCUCCCCGCCCCCGACUAUUAAGACACCCGAGGCCGCCGGCCCCGCUGCACCUUGGCCUCCGCAGUCCGACUUCCCCUCACCGUACAAACGAUACUAUUUAGAUGCGGAGUACGAGACCCUUUCUCGUCCCCCUACCCCGAAAAUUCCCGAUAAUGUUGUCAUCGAUAACACCGAAGACGAUGCUAAUGGUGGUCCGGGCGCGGACCUCAAGGAUGCCCUGGAGUCUGAACUGGACAAAGUCUUCAUGAAAUUUUCGACCCGUCUCGGACAUAACCCUGAGCAGAUUUUGCGAUAUGAAUUCCGUGGCUCUCCCAUUCUCUAUUCGCACACCGAUGCCGUCGGAAAACUUCUUUACGACCCCAAGAACCCUCCCUUGGGCGCUAAGGUGACUACUACUGGAGGUCCGAGCCGCAUGCCACGCUGUGAAUACUGUGGUAGCCAGCGUGUUUUCGAGCUGCAGCUCGUGCCUCACGCCAUCAGCAUGCUGGAGGAUGGCCGUGAGGGGGUUGGACUGGGCCCCAAGGACGAUGGCAUGGAAUGGGGAACCAUCAUUCUUGGUGUCUGCAGCAAGGACUGUGGCCCGGAGAAAAUUGGGGUAGUCGGUUGGCGUGAGGAGUGGGCGGGAGUGCAGUGGGAAGAAUCGAAAUAA